Laccaria bicolor S238N-H82 is the source of this 717-nucleotide messenger RNA. RefSeq lists its product as uncharacterized. Bases 1 to 717 code for a protein of 238 amino acids. The transcript has 3 exons. Lineage: Eukaryota; Fungi; Basidiomycota; Agaricomycetes; Agaricales; Hydnangiaceae. The record is from RefSeq and is a predicted model, not a curated record.
AUGCCUCCUUUUCUUUUCCUUUUCCUUUUCUGUUUCCUCUCCCUUGCGGCUCCUUGUCCUUUUUCUUCGACGCCGGGGCUUUCGAAGACGACGGCGAAGCGUUCGAGGGUUUGGAUGACGACGGGGUCGGAUUCGGGAACUACACCCCAAUAUGAAGAUGGAAUGGACCCAAUCACGGUACAAACUGCCGUUUCUGGAUUAACGCGCGUCUUCCAGAAGGCCCUGAAUGCCUAUCUUUAUAUUCCCUGGAAAUCUUGCCACUCUGACGCAUCCAAAAGGUCUUGGGUGAAAGGCGAACUCAUUCGCUAUGUCAGACUAUCUUCUCAAGAAGAGGACUUCAAAAAGAUAGUCAAGAUGUUCUCAUCUCGUUUACGAGCUCAAGGAUACCCAGGGAGAUGGCUUCGGUCAGUCUUUUCAGGUGUGUCAUAUGCCGACGAGCGCCCAAAAGCACUCACCCCUCGUACUCCCAUACCUGAAUGGGAGAACAAGGGCCGGCUAUAUGUCCUGAAACUCAUUCACAAUCCACUGUGGGACUCUGUAGAAUUCGGUCCCAUAUGGAAAACUCUGUGUGAUGCUUGGGAGGAAACUGGGCUUGGAAAACCCGAUGACUGCUUCCUUGCAUCCUUUAAAAAACCAGAGGCUUUGAAUGACCGAUUGAAUAAAAUCAACUGUGAGACGAUCGAGGCUUACCAAGCUGAACAAGCAAUGACCGUUUGA